AUCGCCCCCGGAAGACCUUUUUUUUUUCUUUUUCAUUUUCUGCUUCUCGUGUUUCCGGAUUGGGGACAGUAGCUUUCAUACCUGUCUGUGUGCACAUGCCCAAAGGUUUUUCUAUUGGACAGCUUUAUCAAAAUGGAUCCAUUUAGAGCCCAGCAGCUGGCAGCAGAACUUGAAGUGGAAAUGAUGGCAGAUAUGUAUAACAGGAUGACAGGCGCUUGUCACAAAAAAUGUGUCCCACCUCACUACAAGGAAGCUGAGUUAUCUAAAGGCGAAAGUGUCUGCCUAGACCGUUGUGUUUCUAAAUACCUGGAUAUUCAUGAACGUAUGGGCAAAAAACUGACUGAAUUAUCUAUGCAAGACGAAGAGCUUAUGCGAAAGAUGCAACAAGGUGUUGGGCCUGCUCAGUGAUGUCACAUAAAGUGGGAUUGUGAACCAGAUUCUUUCAUGGAACAGACUUGCAUAAUGGUGCUUGACAGUGGUGUCUCAUGGCAGUAUUUCCUCUGGUGAUGCAGCUUGCUGGUGCAAGACCUGCUUAAAUCUAGGCAUGUAGAACAAGAACCUACAAGCAGCUUGUGCACCUGUUUUUGACAUUGUCUUUCUGUGUGAAUAUAUACAUCUAUAUAUCAGUUUUAUAUAUUUUGUGGUUUAUUUAAACAUGUUUUAGUAAAAUAUGAAUGGACUGAAACCAUGUUAUAAUAAUAGAAUAAAACAUCUUAUUCAAAUCUCAGA
Molecule: messenger RNA, 729 nt
Organism: Pelobates fuscus (common spadefoot toad)
Lineage: Eukaryota; Metazoa; Chordata; Amphibia; Anura; Pelobatidae
Gene: TIMM10
Product: translocase of inner mitochondrial membrane 10
Exons: 3
Coding region: 133-408 (91 amino acids)
Biological process (GO): protein insertion into mitochondrial inner membrane
Cellular component (GO): mitochondrial inner membrane
Source: RefSeq, a predicted model, not a curated record